This is a messenger RNA of Hansenula ciferrii, 1506 nucleotides long. RefSeq names its product mitogen-activated protein kinase kinase STE7 (gene STE7). Gene Ontology annotation, molecular function: ATP binding; MAP kinase kinase activity. Gene Ontology annotation, biological process: MAPK cascade; protein phosphorylation. The record is from RefSeq and is a predicted model, not a curated record. The coding region runs from base 1 to 1506 and encodes 501 amino acids. Lineage: Eukaryota; Fungi; Ascomycota; Saccharomycetes; Phaffomycetales; Wickerhamomycetaceae. The transcript has a single exon.
AUGAGUUCCACUAGUUCCACGUCCAAUAGAAAGAGCUCCACGCUCAGCAUCAACGUUAGCAGAAACAAACCUCUGCCUCCAAUCAUACUGGAUAAUAGCCAGGCCCAGAACCAACCUCAACCUCAACUUCAAACCCACAAUAUCAAUUUCAAUUCUCAACCUCAAUCUCCUUCAAAUUUAUCAUCUCCAACUAUAAAACCUUUGAAUUUACCAGGUCUUACUCUUGCAGGUCCAUCAAGCUCUCAUAGUCCUACUGGUGGUAGUGCUGUUGGUGGUGGUAUUGGUGGUAAUGCUGCUGGUUCAAUGUUUCAACCAAAAACAUUAAAAAGAAGAAAUCUCAAGAAAUUAACACUUAAUGAUGAACAAGAAUCAAAUUCAACCCCAUCAAUUAACUCUCCAAAUCAUAGCUUGAAAAUACCCACUCCAAAUUCUUCAACUUCAAAUAAACAUAAUGAAGAAAAUUUAGAAUUAUUAGAAAAUUUUGAAAAAUUAACUAUAACUAUAAAUAAUCAAUAUAAUUUAAAACAACAAGAUUUAUUAACUUUGAAAACCCUUGGUGAAGGUCAAUCAGGUUCAGUAAGUAAAAUUUUACAUGUUCCAACAAAUAAAACAAUGGCUAAAAAGCAAAUUAUGUUUGAAAAAAAUUUUAAAGUUCAAAAUCAAAUUUUAAGAGAAUUGAAAAUUUUAAAUGAUGUUAAAAAUCCUUAUAUUAUUGAAUUUUAUGGUGCUAUAUUCAUUGAUAGUGCAAGUUCCACAUCAACUUCUGCAACACCAACAACUGCCACUGAGGAAAAACAUAAAGAUUCCAAAGAUGAUUUAAAAAUACCCAAAGAUUUUAAUAAUGAAGUCCCAGGUAUAAGAAGUAAUGGUGUUAUGAUUUGUAUGGAAUAUAUGGAUUGUGGUUCCCUGGAUUAUAUAUUGAAGAAAUUGGGGUUUUUAAAAGAAGUUUAUUCAAGUAAAAUCACCUAUGCUAUAUUACAAGGUUUAAAUUAUCUUUAUGCAAAUCAUAAAAUUAUUCAUAGAGAUAUAAAACCUUCAAAUGUCCUGUUAAAUUCAAAAGGUGAAGUUAAAAUUUGUGAUUUUGGGGUUAGUAGAGAAUUAAAUAAUAAUUCAAUUGCUGAUACAUUUGUGGGGACUUCAACUUAUAUGUCACCUGAAAGAAUUCAAGGUGAUGUUUAUUCAAUAAAGGGGGAUGUUUGGUCAUUAGGGUUAAUGUUGAUUGAAUUAUCAACUGGUGAGUUCCCCUUUGGUAAAAAAGAUACACCAAAUGGUAUUUUGGAUUUAUUACAAAGAAUUGUUAAUGAAGAACCUCCAUCAUUAUCGAAAAGUAAAUUUAGUAAAGAAUUAUGUGAUUUUGUGGAAUUAUGUUUAAAAAAGCAAAAUGAAAGACCAACUCCUUUAGAAUUAUUACAAAUGCCAAAAAGUUUUAUAACAAAAUAUCAAACUGAAGAUUCAAGACAAUUAUUAAGACAUUUGGCUAAAAAAUUAAGAAAACCAAAGAAAUAA